Dothidotthia symphoricarpi CBS 119687 is the source of this 2282-nucleotide messenger RNA. RefSeq lists its product as uncharacterized. The record is from RefSeq and is a predicted model, not a curated record. NCBI's taxonomy places the organism in Eukaryota, Fungi, Ascomycota, Dothideomycetes, Pleosporales, Dothidotthiaceae. The transcript has a single exon. Bases 1 to 2262 code for a protein of 753 amino acids.
AUGAACGAAAGUGUGGCUGGAAAUCCAGCAGAUAAGCAGUCACAAUACCCUCCUCAUCAAUAUCAACGCUUAUCUUCUGCUCAUUCCAUCCAACUAUUCCGACUGACAGGCUUUAACCCUAAGGCCAAGCAAUUCCAUGGCAAUUUCUUCGAAAGGAACUCGGACGAUCACACUGUUUCUGAAGCACAUAACACCAAAUACACAGCUCUUUCUUAUACUUGGGGCGCAGCUAUUGAGGGUGAGAAUGAAGACGUAGACGAGCCUUGGAUUGUUGUGAUACACGAGACCACUCGCGAUGACGAUGGUACUGAAAAAGCUAUUGCUACAUCCAUCGCAAUCCAACAAAAUCUUGCCACCUAUCUAAAAGCCCUUUCAUCCUUUCAUAUGCGCAAUGGUCUAGUCCUUUCCUUCGCCAUCUGGAUUGACGCCAUUUCUAUCGAUCAGACGAACGAUGAAGAAAGAACGAUACAGAUAAGUCUCAUGGGCAACAUAUACAGAGAAGCAUUACAGGUACAUAUAUGGCUUGGAGAAUCCAACAGUAACUGGGAGGCAUUCAUGUGGAUCCACCUACACGUACUUCCAGAACUCCGGAGUUUCUACGACCUCGAGGGUGUUACUAGAUGUGUGGACAUGAUGUCUGGAUACGACCCAAUCAAGGAGGAGUUUUGGGACAAGUACAUGCCACAUCUCCAGCCGUUGGAUAUGGGCGGCAAAGUCUCCUGGAAGGAUUGCUGGGAGUCGUAUUGGUACUUCCUGUAUGAGCGCCGAUGGUUUCGAAGGGCGUGGACGUACCAGGAAGUCUUGCUGGCUCGCCACCCUAGCAUCAUCUGUGGACCAAGCUAUGAAAGUGUGAGCUUUGAUUCAGUCGCGAUAAUAUCUUCGCUUCUUCUCAAAAGCGGUUGGGGAAAUCAGCUAAAUUUACGGUUUCCCAGUUACAAAACUGUGGAAAACGGUCCGCACAUCAUGCCUGCGUACAUUGGUCGGGAGAAAAAUACCAUUUCGAAAUACAUUUCUGAAACGCCGUUUCUGAAACCUGUGGCUAUACUCAUGUCUGAAGGUUCAUGGGUAGAGUUCUGGUCUGAAAUUUGUUAUUCGAUGCAGAAUCGAGAGUGUACUUUCAUGGAAGACAGGAUACAUGCUACCAUUGGCAUCAUGAACGCAAUUCGCCCUCCGAGUGUGUCCGAGGAAUUACUCCAAGAGCCCAAAGGGAUGAGUGUCGAGCAAAUGUAUUACUGGGCGGGUAGUCUCUUUCUUCGCAAGUCUCUUAACCUGAACUAUCUGUCCUAUAUAGGUCAACCUUCUAAGUCGAACCCAGGAUGGAUCGUAAAUCAUUCGAGAAUGAACGAAUUCAUACCAAUUGCAAAUAACGUGGACCCAUUCGAUGCCUGUCCUUUGCGAUACCAUAGGCAAGUCACGAUCGUCGAUAACACACUUAUAGGCGCUGGGGUGAAGGUUGAUACCAUCCGAUCUUGUAGUUACCCCCACAUGUUGGCUCUCCCCGAAUGGUGUCUGUACUAUUCAACUCACCUUUCUCAAACAUACCACCCUUGUGCAGCAUGUCAGAGCAGCAUCGAGGCUGUCUGGAGAACUCUGGUUUGGAACCAUAACAGACAUCGGAUUUCUGCUGAAGACAGCUGGGGAGGAGAGUUCAAAGAGUGGCUCGAGAGUAUUAUGAUCAUCAAGUUCCUCUUACCGAAGUUCCGCGCCGUUUUACCCGGAGAAGGCUGGGAGCAAACUGCCAACGAAUGGCUCCAGCAAGUCGAGUUUGUUGGCUGGAAGUCCAACUAUCUGGCGACACCUUCCAUAAGAGUCAUCAGAGCAAAGAUAGCUUGUAUCAGCAAACACCCAGCUUGGCCUUCAGUGCGAGCGAUGUAUACGACUUCUCCCUCUUUAAUAGAGCUUUCCCCAGACGUUGGAGCCGCGAUCGAACCUUUUAGAGACGUGUUGGACAAAGCGUUUCAUUCAAACUUCUACCGGGAACUGGCACGAAUUACCUGGAAUCGAAAGUUGAUUGGCACUCGGUCAGGAUAUAUUGGAAUGGCUCACAAUCGAUGUGAAAUAGGGGACGAAAUUUGGCUCCUAGCUGGCGGGCAGGUACCCUAUGUACUACGGCCCUGCGAUGCGAAGCCACAUGAGUCGAACGACUCUACGCCUAGGUACACAUUCCAAGGAGACUGUUACAUUCAUGGCAUCAUGGAGGGAGAGUUUUUCGAAGGAAAGCAGCAAGACGAGAUAAGCUUCGAGACGGUGCACAUCCUGUGAUUGUCGCGCGUGAAUAAGGC